GCCCCUGCCCGAUUCCUAAGGCCACGCCCCUCGCGCACCCUGGCCACGCCCACCCCGCUGGAAUCCAAAGCGGCUAUGGGGACGCCCAGCAGCCCCGAGGAGGGGACCCCGACUUCGCCAUCCGUCCCGGAAUGCGACGCCCAAGCCUUUCCCCAAGAAGCUGCUCAACCCCAGGGACUUUCCGAGGAGCCCCAAGUGCAAGAGGCUCCCGGGGUCCCCGCGGAGCUCCCGAGCCGCCCGGGAGCGAAUCAGCAGGCCGAGGAAGAGGAAGAAGUCGGGGAAGGCAGCAGCACGGAGAGCUGCCGGGAGGAGCUCGAGGCUGCAGCUCCGGCCCCGGCCACACCCACCGCGCUCAUCUCCUCCGGGGAGGGGGCGCGGGGGGCGGCGCGGCGACUGCGGGCGCAGCAGCUGGAGGCGCUGACCCGCGUGGCCCUGAUGGAGCAGCGGGUCAAGGAGCUGCAGCGCCAGAGGAAGGAGCUGCGGAUCGAGAUGGAGGUGGAGGUGGCCCUGCUUCGAGGUGAGCUGGCCGGGGAGCGCGUGGCGGCCCGGCGGGAGGAGGAGCGGCUUCGGGAGCUGCUGGACCGGCAGGUGGACGCGACCAGGGGCAGCCAGGAGCUGCGGGAACAGGAGCAGAGGCGGCUGCACCAGGAGCGGGAGCGGGUGGAGCAUCUUCGCCAGAGACUCCGGGAUGCUGAGGGGCAGCUCGAUUCCCAGCCUGAGGACCAGCGGGAGCGCUUUCUGCAUGGGGUACAAGAGAUGAGGGAGCAGCUGGAUGUGGCCCAGCGGGCCUAUGAGGAUCUGGAGUUCCAGCAGCUGGAGCGCGAGAGCCGGCAGGAGGAGGAGGACAGAGAUGGCCCUGGGGCCUCAGUGUCAGACCCCAAGGUCCAGGAGCUCCAGGCCAGCGUGGCGCAACACAGGCGUCGCAUUCAGGUCCUAGAGGAGCAGCUCGGAUCGCUGGGGGAGCAGAUGGCUGCCGAGAGCCGGGGGCUGAGCCGGAAGAAGGAGGAGGCCCUCCAGGCCCUGACGCAGGAGCGGAGUCGACUGUUUGAGCUCAGCAGCCUGCAUGAGACGCCCGGAGGUGACUUCUCAGAGCCCAGCCAAGCCCUCACCAAGCUCCUGUUCACCCAGAAGACUGACCGCCAACUGCUGGUGCUGCAGGACCCCGCCGCCGCCGCCACCGCCGCUGCCUCUUCCUGUCUCUUCUCCGUCCACAGCUCCCUGCAGGCCCCACCCACGCCCCCACCACGCCCCUCUGGGCCUCGUGUCCUGGACCUCCGGCAGCACCUGGAACGCUGGGGUCACAACCCCGAAAGCUGUCCCCACGUGAGGGUGUCCGGGGGCUGCUGCCGUGGACCUCUGGUGAAGAUGGGGGGCCGCAUCAAGACCUGGAGGAAGCGGUGGUUCUGCUUCGACCGCCAGGCCCGCCGCCUGGCCUACUACGCAGACAAGGAGGAGACCAAGCUCAAAGGUGUCAUCUACUUCCAGGCCAUUGAAGAAGUCUACUAUGACCACUUACGCUGUGCCUUCAAGAGCCCCAGCCCCCGCCUGACGUUCUGCGUCAAAACCUACGAACGCCUUUUCUACAUGGUGGCCCCGAGCCCGGAAGCUAUGCGCAUCUGGAUGGACGUCAUUGUGACAGCUGCAGACGAGAACCACGCCCCCUGAGCCUUGACCACGCCCCCACGACGUCCCUUGAGAGCCGGCCCCCUUCCGCUCGUGCCUAUAGGCGGCCGGGCCACGCCCAUUUCCGGAAAAGCCUGGUCCCACCCGUUCGGAACUCUCGCGACGCGGCUCAGCGGGCCUGAGCCGCGGAGGUCGCGGCGGCCGGUGGCGUUCCCCCGCCCGGGGCCGGGGGAGCUCGCGGGGAGCGGAUGCGACU
This is a messenger RNA of Dipodomys ordii (Ord's kangaroo rat), 1879 nucleotides long. RefSeq names its product pleckstrin homology-like domain, family B, member 3 (gene Phldb3). The coding region runs from base 76 to 1665 and encodes 529 amino acids. Lineage: Eukaryota; Metazoa; Chordata; Mammalia; Rodentia; Heteromyidae. The record is from RefSeq and is a predicted model, not a curated record. The transcript is spliced from 11 exons.